Molecule: messenger RNA, 288 nt
Organism: Parnassius mnemosyne (clouded apollo)
Lineage: Eukaryota; Metazoa; Arthropoda; Insecta; Lepidoptera; Papilionidae
Source: the annotation of a GenBank genome assembly
AUGAUGUGUUUUUUCACGUAUCCUGAAGCAGCAGCUAAAUACAGAGUCCAGGAUGGUCCCACCAGCAGGCAGUUGCCCACAGUACUACUUCUAAGUGAGGGUCAGGAGAAAAUGAGGAGGCCACAACCUGAUCACAGUGGCAAGCUUCAGAAGUUCCUAUUCUCUAAAGACAACCUGAAGGCAGCUUUCGACUUGGACGGUCUUUAUCAAGAUUGCAAAGACAAGCUUGCGUCGGCGAAAGCUAACAAGAAGACCGAGAAGACCAAAGAGAAAUUCGAUAGUUACUAA